Messenger RNA from Thermothelomyces thermophilus ATCC 42464, 1087 nucleotides. RefSeq lists its product as uncharacterized. Bases 178 to 972 code for a protein of 264 amino acids. The transcript has a single exon. Gene Ontology annotation, cellular component: cytosol; EKC/KEOPS complex; nucleus. Gene Ontology annotation, molecular function: ATP binding; protein serine/threonine kinase activity. Lineage: Eukaryota; Fungi; Ascomycota; Sordariomycetes; Sordariales; Chaetomiaceae. Gene Ontology annotation, biological process: protein phosphorylation. The record is from RefSeq and is a predicted model, not a curated record.
AGGCCUGCCAUCACUCCGAAAUUCCAACCCCACCAAAGUGGUCGACACCAAUCGGUUCUGAGCCCCCGAAUCGCCAAAUCUUCGAGGGCCUUGCAGCACCAAUAACUCUCCCCAAGAACCAGCCAUCGUCAGGCUUCGUCUUGGUCUUCCCUUUAGACCUUAAUAAACCGCUCAAACAUGGCCGCCACCGACGCGCAAUUUCCCCUGCCAAAAGUGCUCACCUACCCCGCGUCGACCCCGCCAUUACUGGUUACGCAAGGCGCGGAAGGGCGCCUCUACAAAACCACACACCUCCUGUCUGACCGGCCGUGCGCACUCAAGUACCGCCCGCCGAAGCCAUACCGGCACCCGAUCCUCGACUCCCGGUUGACCAAGGCGCGCAUCUCGUCCGAGGCCAAGGUGCUCGAGAGAUGCUGGCGCGAGGGCGUGCCUGUCCCUGCCGUCUACGCCAUGGACCCCGCGGCGGGCUGGAUGAUGAUGGAGUGGAUUGACGGGAUCCCGGUGCGCGUGGGAAUCAACAAGUUGCUGGGUCCAAGGCCGGAGGAAGAGGCCCUGCCCGAGACACACGAGGCACUCCUUGCCGACUUGAUGAAGAGGAUCGGGGCUGCGAUCGGCGCCCUGCACAAGACAGGAGUAGUGCACGGGGAUCUGACGACGAGCAACAUGAUGCUUAGGCCAAGGAAAAGCGGCCAGGCCGGCGGAAGCACUGGGAACGAGGACGAGGGAGAGGCGCUCAAUGGGGACGUGUUCAUCAUCGACUUUGGGCUGGCGACGCAGAGCAUGUCGGACGAGGAUCGUGCCGUGGAUCUUUACGUCCUUGAGAGGGCGUUUGCGAGCACACAUCCAAGGGCCGAGAAAUUGUUCGCCGCGGUGCUUGAGGCGUACAAGGAAACCUUUAAGAAGGCAUCCUCCGUUCUGAUAAAGCUAGAGGACGUCAGGAUGCGUGGGCGCAAGAGGAGCAUGCUGGGAUAGUUCCCGAGAUGUAGAAAAAGAUACCCAAUACCUCCAAGGGGCCCAAGGAUCCAAGAGAAAGAGACCUUCCCGCUUUGAUUCGCUAUGCAGCGUGUCUGUAGAGCAAUGCCAUAAC